Molecule: messenger RNA, 8504 nt
Organism: Cinara cedri
Lineage: Eukaryota; Metazoa; Arthropoda; Insecta; Hemiptera; Aphididae
Source: the annotation of a GenBank genome assembly
CGAUAAAUAAAACAGGUACAAUAAUAAUAGUACAUUAAUUUAUUAUCACUUUAAUAAUAUUGUUCUAUUCGAUAAUCAUAAUAACUUCAUUCCACCCGUGGAAAUAGUUUGCUACUAUCGUAUCGUAUAUUGCCUUGUAUCAUUCGAAUGACGUCAUGCGGAAGUGGCCGAGUGUUUGUAUAAUAUGAGCGGAAGAUGUUAUCCGCCAUGGUGUUGUUAUCAAACUAUCUUUUGUUGUUCAAAUCACACAAAAGACGUGUUAUCAUGUUAUGAUUCUUUUACCAAUACAAAUAAUAAAGUUUUUUUCGCUUUCGAAUAGGUUGUAAUAUUUUCAUAACAAUUAUUUUCCACAAUUAUUUUUUAUAAUAAUAUUUUUAUUAUAACCUACUUAUAUGUGAAACUUAAUUUCUAAAUUUGUGUUAAUUGAAUCCGAAACGUGUCAUUGCGAUUUUAUCUCGCGAAUAAUAUUUCGGUUUGAGAGUUAAUAACUUUUCGAUAAUAAUAUUGUGUUUUUUUUGUUUUUCAAAACUUUAACUAAAAAAAAAGUAAACCAUGAUUAAUUUUAUGUUACUGGUGCAGUUAAGAGUAUGAAGUGUAGCGAGUGGAUCUAAAAUGAAUGUUCCAUACAUAAAUGACACUUUUAACAUCAAUGGUAGGUGUAUUUUCUGUAUGUACCUAUUAUACGAAUAUGGUGAACUAUAUUAAUGCACUACGAAUGUGAUAAGGCAUUAGAUCGUUAAUUCAAUUGUCAUCAUUUUCUCAAUGUUAAAGAUCUUGUGUAUGAAUGAACAAAUAAUGUAAUAAUAGGUAUGAAUUUAGUCUAUAUACAAUAUUUCUAGUACAAAUAUGGAAACUUUUAAGUAUCAGUUAAUUCAAUGCACUUGUUACACAUGGUAAUUUGGAAGUUCCUAAUAUGGUGGUGUACAUCCCAAGUUAGGUACAUCAAUCUAGAAAUUAACGAGUGUUGUAAUAUUAUUUCUAUUGAAUAAACCACCCAGACCAAUCUAUUCUUGUCUAUAGACAAGCUAUACUGUUUAAAAUAAUUAGUUUCUAAAUACAAAUUUAAAAAAAAACAACAACAAUUCUUUACUAGAGAUGUUUAUAAUUGGUAUACCUAGAUAAAUAAAUUAUCUAAAUACUUACACCCUAUGAUUUCUGUAAAAAUAUAAUUUUCAUUCAAAAUAUAUUAGUUCUUGUAAUCAUACACUGCAACAAUCUGUUAGAUAUUUCUUCAGAUUAAACUUACCAAGUUACUUAUCAAAUGUUUUUCAUUAGUGAUAAAAUUACUUAUUUGAAUUAAUUAAUACUGAAUUUAUUGUGUACUAUGAAAGGUUGUACACAAAUGUAUAACACAUUUCAAUAAUGAAGACAUUUUGAAUUAUACAUUAAAACAUUAAAUAGGUAGAUAAAAAUUUUUGAAUAUGAUAUAAAAAUGAUAUUCAUUAAUUCAUUACAAAAGUAAACCUAAUCAAUAUUUCAUAAGUGUCAUAUUUCACAAAAACAUUUAAAGUGAUUGUCAUAUUGCAUUUUUCCUAAUAACAUAUUCUCGCUAAUUUACUUGUAUUCAGGGAUGGGCAAAAUACAACACUUUUUGUAUUUAAUUAAUCCAGUUUCCCAUCAGAUUGAAAACUAGAUGAGAAAAAUUGUUUAAUAAAAAACACACAGAAUAGGAUUAAACAUUUGUUUAUAUUGUAACAUUUUUCUUAAUUUUUAUAUGUAAUAUGUGACCAAAAAAUUAAAUACAAUGUUAAUUUUUCACUAAUAUAAAUUAGAAUUAUCUCACAUUAUAACAUUAACAUUAAUAUUUAAAUUACAUUAUUAUUUGAAAUUCAAGAGUUGGGAUAUUCAGAAUGCUUUAAAUAAUCUUUAAUUAAUGAGUUUAACGUUGUUCUUUUGUAAUUUCAAAAUUAUAGUUUUUACAUUUCUUAAAUUAUUUGUAUCUAAUACAUAUACCUAUGUAUUUUAAAUAGAUUAGAUUUAAAUGAUUAUGUCUUUAUUCAAAAUAUAUUUCUGUGACUUAAUGCAAGAAAGGUCAAUGUCAAAAAAAUAUAUAUAUUUCAAUAAUUAUAGACUGCAUUAGAAUUUUUGGAAAUAAAUGUAUUUUAUUCAACUUCCUAUUUUCAAUUUAUUUAUUUUCUGACAUUGACACUCCUUGCAUCAAGUUACAGAUUUAUUACUAUAAAAUUACAAAACUAGUAAUAAUUGUAUCAAAUAAAGAUACUAAUAGUUAAUGGUUUCAUAAAUUUUCCGUACUGAAAUAUUUAAACCUGUUUUUUAUAUGCAAACUUUAUUUAUUUCAAAGUUUGAACUUGUAUUAAAUAUAAAUAUAAUAUAAAUAGUAUACAUUUUCAUAAUAUUAUAUUUAUAAUUUUGAUUUUUAGAACUGUCAACAGAGCAACAGAAGUUAUUGAUUGAAAUUAGACGUCGUAAAGCGGAAUUAUUACUUGAAAUACAGGUUAGUAUGUUAUAUUUUUCCUUUGAGUUUUGAUCAAUUAAUUUGACCUUAAUAUGAUUUAUUUUAAACAAUAACAACUAGUUUAUCUAAAUACCUAACACACAAUAUUCUAUAAUAUAUUAAGUAGGUAGUUUAAUUUGAUCAACUUUUACAGCCAGUUCUCAAUUAUAUGGAGUUUUUUUUAAGAUGAUUCACGAGUAAUUAUCACUAAUUAUGCUCAUUUCUUAAUAAUAAUGAGUAUUUAUAGUUUUAUUGAAUUAAAUUUAAUUGUAGGUAUAACAAUAUUAAUUAAAUACAAAUGUACAUAUUUAAAUAAAACCGAUGACAAUUUAUAAAGCAGAUAAGUAUACAUUAAUUAGUUGGCAGUAAUCACUGGUAUAUUCUAUACCUAUUUUUAACCACAGUUAAUCCGUCCCUGGACAAUCGAGAGUUAAUUGUAUUAUGAUUUAAAUUUGAUUUUAUUAUAUUAGUAAUAUUUACUUGAAAAUAAUUUUCUCAUUACAGAUGUUUUAUAAAAUUGCUUGUUCAAUUAUUGGCCAAGUUAUUUUUUUUCUUCAGCCAGAACUAAUAUAUUAAUUUUGAAUAUUAAUUAUUGCUCCUUCCAUGAUUAAAAUAAUACCUACCCAUUCAAUUUAUUAAUUCUAAAAUUUAUUGAAUUUACUGUUCACAAUAUUGUAGCCCUAUAAUUAAUUUUUUCAUUCAUCCUUUGACCGUAAUUAUUUUUUUUUAAAUCAAUAACCUGAUUGAGAAAAAUUAAGACAUAAUCAGAAUAUUUUUAAUGUAACAUUUAAUGACACAAUUAAUAAUAAAUAUUACACUUGUAUUAUUUGAAAACUAUACAUUUACCUAAUACACAUAUAAUUAAAGAUAAAGAUAAGUACUUAUUACAUAAAAUAUUUUGAUUUAGUGAUUAUUAAUAAUAAAAAUAGUAUAAUAUAUAUUUUAGGUAUAAGUCAUCUAGAAUAUUAAACAAUAAAUACCUAGUUAUAAUAAACUAAUACACACACUUAAAACAUAUUUUAUCAGGUGUGUGUAAAUGAGUUAAUCCAAUUUGCUCUAAAAGUACUUAAAAUCGUUAGAUAAACUUGCAAAACAAUUUUUUUUUGCUAUUGAAAAUAUAGAUUAGUGUACCUAUAUCAUAAAAUUAUUAUUGCUAUCUAUAUGAUAUGUACCAUGUGAAAUUCAAUUAGUAUUAAAAGUUAAGCUAAGUACAUGAAAAUAGUUUUUAAUGAACAAUACAAAUAUUUCAUUUGUUCAAACUUCAAUUUUUAAAUAGUUUAUCAUAUUAAUUUUGAUUAUUUGAUUAAUUUUUUAUUUAAGUUCAUAAUAUUAAGUAUUUCAAACCAUGUUCAAUAUAAAUUGUAUACAAUUUUCUUAUGCAUUGUUAAAUUAUUAAUAUUAUUAUAUACAUUUUUAUAUUUUUAGCAAUUGAAAGAUGAAUUAUCCGAAGUUGUUAGUGAAAUGGAAAACAUGGAUUCCAAUGACGAUAGGUAUUACAUUAAUAUAAUAAAUUGUUAAUUAGUUACCUAUUAUUAUUAUGGCCUUUCUUUUAUUUUUAUUUUAUUUGUUUUAGUAAAAACCAAACAAAAGCCAAACAAAUAUCAAUUGGUCGUAAAAAAUUUAAUAUGGAUCCAAAGAAAGGAAUUGAAUUUCUUGUUGAACAUGGUUUACUAAAUCACAAUGAAGCUGAUGUUGCUGCAUUUCUUUAUAAAGGAGAAGGAUUAAAUAAAACUGCAAUUGGUGAUUAUUUAGGAGAGCGAAAUGAUUUUAAUGAGAGAGUUUUAAGGGAAUUUGUUUCUCUGCAUGAUUUCACCGAUCUCAUAUUGGUCCAGGCUUUAAGGUAUUAAGUUGUAUUGAUUUAUUUAUAAACAGUUUAAUAAAAAAUGUUAACACCUAUUUAUUAUAAAUAUUUUUUAGGCAAUUUCUAUGGAGUUUUAGACUUCCUGGAGAAGCUCAAAAAAUUGAUAGAAUGAUGGAGUGCUUUGCUGAAAGAUAUUGUCAAUUAAAUCCUAAUAUUUUUACCAAUACAGGUAAAUUAAUUUUUAAGUUUUCUUUUUUGUAUUCUUGUGUAAAAUUAUUUUUGUUUUAGAUACCUGUUAUGUUUUAUCGUUUGCUAUUAUAAUGCUAAAUACUAGUCUUCAUAAUCCCAGUGUAAAAGAUAAACCAUCUGUUGAACAAUUUAUACAAAUGAAUCGUGGUAUCAAUAAUGGUGGAGAUUUACCCCGUGAACUUUUAAUUGUAAGUUAAAAAAUAAUUAAAGUUUAUUACUUUACACUUUUUUAUUUUGAUUACUUAAUGUUUCGUCCAUGUAGAGUUUGUAUGAGAGUAUUAAAACAGAACCUUUUAAAAUUCCUGAAGAUGAUGGUAAUGAUUUAAUGCAUACAUUUUUCAACCCUGAUAAAGAAGGAUGGUUAUGGAAACAAGGUAUUGAAAUGUUUCACUUUUAUUAAAAUAAUAUUAACUCAUUUUGUAUUAAUAAUUAAACUUUAAGGUGGUCGUUAUAAGAGUUGGAAGCGUCGAUGGUUCAUAUUAAAUGAUAACUGUCUGUACUAUUUCGAAUAUACAACUGACAAAGAACCUCGUGGAAUAAUUCCAUUAGAAAAUAUUGAAGUACGAGAAGUAUCUGAUCGUCAAAAACCUCAUUGUUUUGAGCUGUAUGCAGCUCCUGGAACAACAGAUUUCAUUAAAGCAUGUAAAACUGAUAGUGAAGGAAAAGUAGUUGAAGGUGAGACAAAAUAUAAAUCAUUUAUUAAUAAUAAAUAACUCUUAUUAAAAUAGAAAUUUGGGUAUAAUUAAGAAAUCUCCCACAUUUUAAUGGUACAUUUAAGCAUAAUUCUAAUAUCUAAUUAGUUGAUUAUUUUUUUUUUUUACAAUUCAAAAAAAUUACAUUGAAUUUUGGCUAUAUUUGCAUUAGGAUUUUCAGCCUAAAUAACCUUAUAUAAUUUCUGGUUUUUAGUCAUAAUUAAUACAUGUAUACUUAAGUAUAAUUUAUAUAAGUGUUAAUUUGUUUAUGUUGACAUUUAUAGUUAAUUUACAAAUUUAAAUUUGUUUCUGAAUAUUUCUUAUUGUAUAUUUGCUAAUAUUUAGUUCAUUAUUAAUAGUUGUUAUGUAUUAAUUAUUAUAAUUGUAUUACACCAUCAAAUAAAAUGAUAAAUAUUUGAUAUUACCUUAAAAACCAUUGUAACUGAAUUUUUUUUUUUUUUUUUUAUCGAAUUAGGUAACUACAAAAUUAAAUAAAAACAUUUAAACAACAAAUUUACUUUGGUAGUUUUCAUGAUAAUUAUACAAGUAAUUAAUGAGUAUCAAAAUAAAAUAUUGUUAAGUGUAUAUUGUAUACUCUGUUAUACAAUUUAAGAUUGAUCACUAAUAUUGCUUAUUUUAAUUAGUGUUAUAAUUAUUUCAUCAAUUUGUAUAUUUUACAACUUUUGGGUUAAUAUGAUGAUAUGUAUAUAUGUAAUUGUAUUUAAAUAAUAUUAAAAUUAAGAUGUUAAAUAUAAAUUUAUAUUGCAUAAUAUUUAAUUGGUUAAAUAUUUUGCAGGUAAGCAUACUGUAUAUAGAAUGUCUGCUGCAACAGCUGAGGAAAAAGAUGAAUGGACAAAAUGUCUUAAGUAAGUUUCAAUAAAUGUAUUUAUUCUCAGUAACUUAUUUUUUAAUAAAAUAGGUUUUAUUAUUUUAUUGAAAGUUAAACUAUACUUUUUACUUUUACUUAGUUUAAAUUAUUAUUAAAUUCAUAUUUUCAUUCUGAAGACUUGAAAAUUUAAGUACAAUCAUAGGCUAUUAUAUACAUAUUAUUUCAUUCUAUAAAUUAGUUUUAUUUUUUUUUUAUACAAUUUAUAUAAUGUGUAUACUCAGUAAGUCUGGGGCCAUUUUUUAUAGUUGCAUUAAUGUGCCACUUAGCAAAAUUAUUUAAGAACUAAUGUAUUUAGCAAGUACCUGAUCCAUUCUUAAAAAAAAAAUUCUAGGAGCCCCUUGUAAUAUGUAGUUGGAUCACUGUAUAAAUGCAUGUUCUUAUUUUGAUUAAUUCAUUAUUACUGUUUUCAGACAAAGUAUUAGUCAUAAUCCUUUCUAUGACAUGUUAGCAGCCCGUAAAAAGAAAGCACAAAAAAGUAGUGUUCAUGGCCGAAGCUAGCGCCAUUUACUCUGCUGUUUAAAACAGUAUCUGGUAAUUUAUAAUUUUUAUUUAUUAUUAAAAUUUAAUAAUAUAGUAUAUUGUAUGAUAAUAAUAUAAAAUAUUAUUUUAAAUUAAAAUUAAAAACUAGGCAUACUUAAAAUAGAUUAUUUCCCUUUUACCUGGUAUGAAUCUCAUAUUUUUUUUUAAUACUUUAAUCACAAAUACAUUUAUUAUUAUUGUUCAAGAAUAAAACUUUAUCUAUUUAUUACAUUUUAAAAUAAAAGUUGACAGUGGGUAUUUGCAUAUAGCCGUAUUGGAAUUUUUAUGCUAAUCAAACGUAAAAUAUAAUACUGUAUAAGUAUAUUGCGUGUAUAACUAAAUUGAAAUAAAAUAUAUGGAAUAGUUAUUAAACACAGCAAAUAAUAGUUGAAUUAUCAGAAAAUGAAUUUUUAUUUUUAUAACAUUUCAUAUAUUUAUUCAUUAUUAUUAUUAUACUACUUGCAGCAAUACUUAACUAUUAAGAAAUAUAAUUUAAUAAAUUAUUAAAAAUAACUUCCUUUUUUAAUCUUGGUUACUUAUUUGUAUUUACUUUUCGUUUCAGUGUACACUACUGUAUUCAUGUGUGUGUGGGCACUUUAAAUACUGGACAUCUAAAAAAUAAAAUUAGAUCAAUUAAACUAAUUAAAUUAAUACUGAAGUGAAAUAAUGAUACCAAAUUAACUACUUUUUUGUAUCAUUCAGAUCAAAAUGAAAUUAGUGUGAUUGAACAAUAAUCAAUAAUUUUUAUUGAUUUGCACGUUAUUUUUAUUUUUUUUUUUUAUAUAUAUAUAUACAUACCUCUGUCACCAAAUUUUUACUUUAUUUGCUAUCGUUUUCAUAACUUUAUUUAGUUCAAAUUUAUUUUAUUAUUAUUAUUAUUAUUAUUUCAGUUUAUUAUCACAAUUUGUAUAGUUAUUUUUAUAAUAUUUUAUCUAGUCCCAAAAUUAUUCAUAAUUUGUGUGUUGAAACUUACUUUAUGCAUUAUUUUGGUGGAAAUUUGUAAAUAAUUUUAAAAAUAAGUAUUUUUGUUCAACAAAUGAAAUAAACAAAAAAACUAAUUAAAUUAUUUGUGUAUUUUAUUAAUAAAUGUUUUUCUUUUAUAAAUAUUAAUUUUGUACAAAUUUAAUUAACAAGAUUUUCUUUUAUUCUACAUAAACUUAUUUUAGGUUUUUGUAUGCAUUAAAAUAAAAUAUUUUUUUAAAGCAGCAGAGAUAAUGUUUUACAAAUAAGUAACAUCUGACCACUGGCUAAAAAUAUAAGAUAAACUAAAAAAUGUGAUUUUGUGAUAUUUUUGUUACAUGAAAAAUGUCAAUAUAAUCUAUUAUAAUUAAAAUAAACUUACCGACAAUGUCUAUAAUCAAUAUCUAUUCAUAUAUUUAAAUUUUAUAAAAAUAAAACAUGACAACUACCUAUCAUGAUUUGUAUAUUAAAAUUUAUAAUAUUGAUGUUUUUUUGUUAUUUAAUUAUGCAUUAUGUUAUUUAUUUAUUUAUGUUAUAUUUUAUCAUUUUUAUCAUAUAUUAUGUUUUUAACUGUUUUUUAAUGUAUACAUUUAUUUUUAAUACCUACAAAUUAUUCUAUGAACUUUGUUAACUUUAAUAUAAUUUUACACAAUAUUAUUAAGUAUCAACUUUAUAAGAGUAAAAGUUUUUCUGACAAUAAUGGUAGGUACUAUAACGAACAAAUUCAUCUUGAUCAUCAAUACCAAGUUAUAAUCUAAUUAAUAGGUUUAUGGUUAUUUUUUAUAACUUUUAAGAAAAGUUAAAUAUUGUAUUGAUGAUAUCUUUUUUUAUAUGGAAAAAGUAUUGUUAAUAUUUUUUAAAAAGUUUUAAGAGUAACUAAAUGUAUUCUAUUUUUUUUUAAUUCUGAGCGUAGCACGAAAUAUAAUGAUUUUACUAUGA